CUCUGCUCCGUAGCUGACGCUAAGCAAAGCUGAGAACCAAAGCCUAUGGCUCUGUGAAGGUAAGAAAUGGGAAAAGAUCAAGCCGUAACCACUUAAGUUUGUCUCGGGGCUGGCAGCUCACUGGAUUUGGAGCUCCAGCGCAGAAGAUAAGAAACUGAGGCAUAGAAAGCUUAAGUGACUUGUCAAAGGUCCCACAGCUUUUUUUCUUAUAAGGCUAAGAAAAAUCACAAUCCACAUGUCAGUGAGUCAGCAAGAUCUAGAUCCCGAUAGUACUACAGAUGUGGAAGUUGUUACAGAUACUGAAGAAGAACUUAUUAAAGAAUGUGAAGAAAUAUGGAAAGACAUGGAAGAAUGUCAGAAUAAAUUAUCACUUACUGGAACUGAGACACUUACUAAUUCAAAUGCUCAGCUAUCAUUAUUGAUUAUGCAAGUGAAAUGUUUAACUGCUGAACUCAGUCAGUGGCACAAAGAAACACCUGAAAUAACUCCCCUGACAGAGGAUGUUCUGAUAACAUUAGGAACAGAAGAGUUCCAAAAAUUAAGACAUGAUCUUGAAAUGGUACUAUCUACUAUUCAGUCAAAGAAUGAAAAAUUAAAGGAAGACUUAGAAAGGGAGCAACAAUGGUUGGAUGAACAGCAACAAAUAAUGGAAUCUCUUAAUGCACUUUACAGUGAAUUGAAAAAUCAGUUUGUGACAUUUUCUGAAACAAGAAUCUUUAGUGAGCUGAAAACUAAAAUGCUUAAUAUAAAAGCAUUCAAGGAGAAACUCUUGAGUACCUUGGGUGAGUUUCUAGAAGACCAUUUUCCUCUGCCUGAUGGGAAUGUUAAAAAGAAAAAGAAAAACAUUCAAGAAUCAACCAAACAGCUGAUAACACUGCAUGAAAUACUAGAGAUUCUUAUAAAUAGAUUAUUUGAUGUUCCACAUGAUCCAUAUGUCAAAAUCAGUGAUUCCUUUUGGCCACCUUAUAUUGAGCUGCUGCUGCGUAAUGGAAUUGCUUUGAGACAUCCAGAAGAUCCAACCAGAUUGAGAUUAGAAGCCUUCCAUCAAUAAGAGGAUGUUCUUUUUUCAUAACAGGAAAGAAUCUUGUCAUCUAAGGAUAAUGGAAACAGGACUAUUUGAAUAAAAGAAUAUUAUUUGCAAAUCGAAAUAAUAAUCCAUCUUUCUUUUAUCCUUAAGUGACAUGUAUUGCCAUUUCUUCAUUUUAAAAAUGGCCCUUUCUUAUUCAUUCAGUGCUAUGGUGUUUUAAACUGUACAAAGAAAGCAAGUAAAAAAUAUUGUAGAUUUAUAAAGCAUUAAUGUACUUUGCCUCAUUCGUUGUUCUUUGGAAAAUUCUUUGUUAAUUUAGGAUAUUCCUAAUGUAAUAAUAAUAAUUUUCUUUUCAAUUUUAUGGCAGUAUAUUUUAUGCAUUUUAAGUUUCAUUUGUAUUUAAAAAUUAUAUUUAGGAAUUAUAAUGGAAAGAUCAUUUAUUUUGCCGAUGUUUAUAAAAUUGAAGUAAUAUCCCAAGGAGAAAGUGACAUAAUUAAAAAUACCUAGCAAAUCUAUUUCAUGUGUAUUGCCUUAUUUCUAGAUUUAUUAAAAAUCGGAAUAUGAAAAUACAAAUGGCAAAAGCUGGUAUAUGAAAACUAUAUUUUAAUAUGUAUUAAAUACCAAGGGACAUUAUAUACUAAUCUGCUCUUGAUUCUGCUACAAAAUUAUGUUCAUAACACUCUAAUUUUUUUGUAAAUAAAAUUCUCUAUAAAAAUCUCUA
Molecule: messenger RNA, 1748 nt
Organism: Marmota monax (woodchuck)
Lineage: Eukaryota; Metazoa; Chordata; Mammalia; Rodentia; Sciuridae
Gene: Cenpk
Product: centromere protein K
Exons: 11
Coding region: 236-1051 (271 amino acids)
Biological process (GO): mitotic sister chromatid segregation; kinetochore assembly
Cellular component (GO): nucleus
Source: RefSeq, a predicted model, not a curated record